Drosophila serrata is the source of this 717-nucleotide messenger RNA. It is a transcript of the gene Tbca, whose product is annotated as Tubulin binding cofactor A. Gene Ontology annotation, biological process: tubulin complex assembly; post-chaperonin tubulin folding pathway. Gene Ontology annotation, molecular function: beta-tubulin binding. Lineage: Eukaryota; Metazoa; Arthropoda; Insecta; Diptera; Drosophilidae. Gene Ontology annotation, cellular component: cytosol; microtubule cytoskeleton. The record is from RefSeq and is a predicted model, not a curated record.
CACCUCUACUUCUGAGUCACUAGGCGGCUUUUAUAAAAACAACAAUAAAAAAAAUCUCAGCCGCCUGUUCUCAAUUAAAACGUCAAAUUGUGACUCAGACUAGAAAUUGCCGCGUCGUGAACAAAUAGCUUUAGUCGAGCGAAUAAAUUUCCUGAAACAAGUCAAACAUGGCUGAUCCACGCAUUCGUCAGUUGGUAAUCAAGACAGGAGUCGUUAAGCGCCUGUCCAAGGAGAAGUCCGUGUACGAAAAGGAGGUCCUGACGGAAAAGGCCAGGAUGGAGAAAUUCAAGGGCGAGGGUGCCGAUGACCAUGUCCUGCGCAAGCAGGAGGAAGUCAUUGCCGAAUGCGAAAUGAUGAUCCCCGACUCCAAGAGGAGGCUGCAGAAGGAGUUUGAGGUCUUGAAGAAGUAUCUGGAUGAUGAGCAGGAUCUGAAGGAGACGGAGGAAUACUCCAAGGCUGCAAAUGUCCUUACAGAGGCCAAGGCGGUCCUAGAAACCUAAGAACAAAGUGACAGCGGCGCACAUUCCCCUUAAAACUCCGCAAUUAUUGCAUAUUACUGAGUGCAUCAGCCCUUUUAUCCAGUGUUGGCUAAGCUGGAGACCUCAAGCUGCUGAGCAGCCUUUAAUUCUAAAGUAUUUGCAGCCUCUUUUAGAUUUAAUACCCCAUUUUGUUCGGAUUUAUAAUAAAACAGAAAAUAUAACAUUCAAAACAAAAUCA